This is a messenger RNA of Aspergillus niger, 2367 nucleotides long. RefSeq lists its product as uncharacterized. Lineage: Eukaryota; Fungi; Ascomycota; Eurotiomycetes; Eurotiales; Aspergillaceae. The record is from RefSeq and is a predicted model, not a curated record. Bases 1 to 2367 code for a protein of 788 amino acids. Gene Ontology annotation, molecular function: GTPase activity; GTP binding; microtubule binding. The transcript is spliced from 4 exons. Gene Ontology annotation, cellular component: membrane; cytoplasm; microtubule.
AUGGUCCUCAGAAAGUUUAGCUCGGAUGGGCUGGACAGCCUGUGUACCCGUGAACAGCUCGAUCUCUUGAACGCCAUAGACACGCUACGUUCCCAGGGGAUCAGCCACUAUGUGUCUCUGCCGCAAAUAAUUGUCUGCGGCGACCAGUCCUCAGGAAAGAGUUCUGUUCUUGAGGCAAUAUCCGGUGUCUCCUUUCCCGUUAAGAGCAAUCUCUGCACACGGUUCCCAACGGAGCUCGUACUCCGGAAGGAUGCCAAUGCGGAACAACGGUCACUGGGGAGUUUCUGCGAAGAGCUCGACGGCUUCGAUGGACUUCCGCAACUAGUCGAUAACGCGAAAGCAGCGAUGGGCAUAUCUACUCAUGGGAAAGCCUUCUCGAAUGAUCUUCUCCGUAUUGAAGUAUCAGGACCAGAUCGACCGCACUUGACUAUCGUUGACCUACCGGGACUGAUACACUCGGAGACAAAACAGCAAUCAGCAGCAGAUGUCCAGCUAGUGCAGAAUGUGGUCCAGUCAUAUAUGAAAGAACCGCGAAGUGUCAUUCUUGCAGUGAUAUCGGCCAAAAAUGAUUACGCAAACCAAAUUGUCUUACGCCUGGCAAGGGAUGCUGAUAAAUCGGGCGAUCGAACCUUGGGUGUUAUCACUAAGCCCGAUACAUUGGUCCCGAAUUCCGAAAGUGAGAAGAUGUUCAUUUCACUGGCAAACAACCGAGACGUUGAAUUUCGGCUGGGAUGGCAUACGCUGAGAAACAUGGAUAGUGAUAAGGGAAGCUGGAGCCUGUCCGACCGUGGUAGAAAAGAGCGCGAAUUCUUUUCCCAGGGUGCGUGGGCGGAGAUGCCGUCUGCAUGGGUUGGAAUAAACUCCCUGCGAAACCGCCUUAGCAAGGUGCUUCUGCGGCAAAUUGCAGCUGAGCUUCCAAGCCUUAUCGAUGAAAUCAAAGCAAAAGAAUAUGAUUGCAGCCAGCAACUGACCAAGCUUGGUCAGCCACGAACCACCCUGGAUGAACAGAAGACCUAUCUUCUUAAGAUCAGUCAAUCGUUUCAGACCUUGGUCAAGGCAGCCAUCGAUGGCACAUACAAUGAACCGUUCUUCGAGCGCACCCACUCCUCUACAGGGCAACAAAAGCGUCUUCGUUCCGUUAUUCAAAACCUGAACGAAGAAUUUGCUGAGCAGCUUAAUAGACAAGGCAACUACCGUAAGAUUGUGGAAAAGAAGCCUCAGGAUAAUGACCUUGAGGAACAGCUGUCGAUUACACGAAGCGAAUUUAUUAACCACAUUCAGCAGCACAUGAAACGAACUAGGGGCCGGGAGCUGCCAGGAACAUUUAAUCCGAUGAUCAUCGGCGAACUUUUCCAGGAGCAAUGCAGUCCCUGGAAAGAUCUAACCUAUCAACAUAUUCUUGGGACUUGGGAGGCGGUUGGGGAAUUUCUAUCACUUCUCACAGAUUAUGUUGCUGAUGAAGCCACUUCUGUGAUUCUUUUUGACAAGGUCAUCUCGCCCGCACUCAAUCAGCUCAAAGAGAGCCUGAUUAAGGCUGGCGAAAAACUAGUGGGAAGUCACCUCCAAGGUCAUCCAAUCACAUAUAACCACUACUUCACAGAGAACAUACAGAAAAUUCGUGCGGAUAGACGUGAAGUUGCCUUGCGCCAAACGAUUAAGAAUUUCUUUCGAGUGGACAACCUAGUAAAGACGUAUCUCGAUGGGUACUACGAUCUUGAGGGGCUGGUUAAAUUACUUUUGAAGUUUGAUGAGCCGGAUAUGAUGCGGUUUGCAUCAGCCGAGGCUUUGGAUUGCAUGCUCGCUUAUUACAAGGUGGCUCUGAAAAGGUUCAUAGAUGACGUUGCAGUUGAAGUUGUGGAGGUCAAACUGGUCCAGUCUCUCCCCGGUCUCUUUACACCCCUCAAAGUAUUCGAGAUGCCAUCUGAGCUAGUAGGACGCAUUGCCGGCGAAUCUGACGAAAACCGCGCACUGCGGGAACAAUUGGACAAGAAGUUGCAAAUUCUUGAGAAAGGCCUGAGGACUUGCCGACAAUUUGCUAGUGAUCGCGGCGUGGUUGGGAAUAGCAUCAAAGAAACGCGUCAUCAAGAUGGCAGGGCAGGAGAAGCAAACGGCCUUGGGUUAUCACCAACUAAGGAUGAGAACGAUAGCCUUGCACAAGAAUGUGCCGACUCAGGUGCCGAAGUAUCUUCUCCACCAGCGGAAGCCCCGGAGAUUAGUGAGGAUUACGGUGGGCCAGCAGAUGAUUCGCCGUCAUUUGUGGAGGUGAACACUACUUCCCCGCCUGAAGAUGCGUCUUCAUUUGGGGAGUCUGCCUCCAGGGCGAAGAAAGACAAGAAAAAGAAGAAGAAGACACUGGAUUCUUUCUGA